Messenger RNA from Anoplophora glabripennis (Asian longhorned beetle), 1592 nucleotides. RefSeq names its product putative nuclease HARBI1. The record is from RefSeq and is a predicted model, not a curated record. The transcript has 4 exons. Bases 239 to 1342 code for a protein of 367 amino acids. NCBI's taxonomy places the organism in Eukaryota, Metazoa, Arthropoda, Insecta, Coleoptera, Cerambycidae.
UAUAUAAUACUACUGGCCGGUUUCUUCAGACUCGGUUUAGUACCAGACAACUUUAUCCGGCGGUUAUCAUGAAGGUAGACCUAUUUUUCGUUUUCUUCACUUCUGAAUAUCCUUCAUCCUUCAGUUUUCUUAAAGAUAACUUUAUCUGGUAGUUCAAGCAGCAUAUAAGCUAUUAUCUGAAAGACAAUUCUAACCUCUUUAUAAUUUUGGCACCUAUAUUCAUCAAACAAUAAAAAAAAUGGAUUACAAUAAUUUAUUAUUUAUGGAUGUAGAAGUCUUUUCUGAUGAUGAUGACGACUUUUAUGAUGGAAAUUAUAUAGAAAUUCGUCGGCCAUACACAUUAAGAAAUAAACCAAAUAACCUGGAUGUUUGGGACGAUGAUGAUUUUUUUAGACGGUUCAGAUUAACAAAACCUACCGUAAAUCUAUUAAUCAUCAGAGUUCAAAAUCAGUUGGAAGUGAUCUGGAAUAGGUCUCGGAGUCUCACACCAAUGAAUCAACUUUUAUUAGCAUUAAGAUUUUAUGCUACUGGUAAUUUUUUACGUGCUGUAGGAGAUUUUUCUGGUGUCAGUAUAGUUACUGCAAGUAGAAUCGUGAGGAAGGUGUCAAUUGUAAUAGCCUCUUUGAGGCCUGAUAAUAUAAAAAUGCCUAGAACCCAGCAGGAAAUUGAAUCCACAAAAAGAGGGUUUUUUGCUAUGCAUGGAUUUCCCCGGGUGGUAGGAAUUGUCGAUGGAACCCAUAUCAGAAUACAGUCGCCAGGUGGCGAUAACGCGGAAUUAUUUAGAAACAGGAAGGGUUAUUUCUCCAUUAAUACGCAAGUUACUUGUGAUUUCAACUUAAAAAUCAUUGAUAUCGUGGCAAGGUGGCCCGGAUCAGCACACGAUGCAACAAUUUUUCAACAUAGCAGUUUGAAAAUUCACAUGGAACAAAAUCGUUUUAAUAAUGGUAUAUUAUUAGGUGACAGUGGGUACGGAUUAAAAAAUUAUCUCCUCACUCCUUUAUUGCAUCCAAAUAUUCCUGCAGAACAGUGCUACAAUGAAGUUCAUAUUCGAACCCGAAAUACCAUUGAGCGUGUAAUUGGAAUAUGGAAACGACGAUUCCCGGUUCUAAGCAUAGGCUUAAGAUUGAAGAUUGAAACCAUACAAGACAUUAUAGUAGCUACUGCUGUGCUUCAUAAUAUAGCAAGGGAUGAGAGAGAAGAAGAUCCUCCAGGAGAAAUAGAGCUUGAUGGUGUUUUGGGAGAAGUACCACAACCAAUACCUAAUUACAAUCGCAAUAGAAUGGACAAUGCAGUUAGACAGGCUCUCAUUGCUGAUUAUUUUUCAAGGUACAGAAGGAACUAACUUUUGCAGCAUAAUUGAAGGUUUACCUUUGUGGAUUCCAUUUGAAGUACAUAUAUAGAGUUUUCGAGAAAAUGAAUGUUGUUCUGUGAUGAUUUUAUAUAUUCACAUUUUAUAGAACUUAAGAACUAUAGAACUUGUCAUUUAUGUAAAUAAAAGUUAAAAGUAAUAAAAUGUACAAAAUUAAUAUCCAUUAAUUAAACAUUAUCAAAUUAGUCAGUAUUACUUUUUCUGUGUAUCUUUAGGGAGAUUG